Molecule: messenger RNA, 2016 nt
Organism: Sphenostylis stenocarpa
Lineage: Eukaryota; Viridiplantae; Streptophyta; Magnoliopsida; Fabales; Fabaceae
Source: the annotation of a GenBank genome assembly
AUGGCUUCCGUUCCCGGAUCGAGAUUCGGCGGCAAAAUUCUCCGAACGCGACGGAGCGCCGCCGCGAGGAGCCGCACCCCGUACGACCGGCCCGCCACGGUCGAGCCUCCUAGCCCUAAUUGGCUCUCGCGUUUCGUUUUUUCUCCUUCGCGUUUCAUUGCUUCUGGCGCCGGGAAAAUCAUCUCCUCUGUUUUGGAUCUCGAUAAUUCCUCCCCUUCUCCUUCCUCCUCUGCUACUUCUUCUCCCUCCUCUUCCGCUAACGAUUCCGACGCUGGGGUUUUAUUUUGUUUUGAUUAUUCGAGCUUGUGUGCGCUGACUUUGGUUGUAGUUGAUAGGCUUGGUAGAUCUAGUAUCCGAGAGGAAGUUGGUACUUUCGAUGAUGAAAAUGAUAACCAGUCGGACGGUGAUGUGGCGUUGAGCAAGAUUGAAGUGUUUUCACUUGUUAUGCAAGCAGUGCAUGAUGACGCUUGCAUUCACAUGUACGUUGUUCCACUGACUUAUGGACCUUUUGGAAAUUUUAGAAGGCUUCAUUCGGAUGGGAUAUCAGAACUUAUCAAUUUUUCUGUGAAGGAGCUCAAGCCAUUUGUUGGGAAUAGCAAGAACAAGCAUACCAUUGAGCAGCAUCUUAUGAAGGAGUCAUUCUCAAGAUCAAGAGUUGUUGAUCCUGCAAAUGAUGACGAUGGAGAUAGGAGGGCGACAGAUAUACUCAACAAGACUCUUGGAACCGAUUCAUAUUCACCCGAUCUCCAUAGUGCUGCCAUUAUGGAGGCAAAGAAAUGGCUACAGGAAAAGAAGUCAGGAUUUGAUACAAAUUCAGAUAUAGGUUAUGGAAGUCCUUGUUUGAAUUUGGUUGCAUUACCACAAGAUCUCAAAGACGAAGGCUCACCAGUGGAUGUGGCCAAGUCAUACAUGCGCACACGCCCUCCAUGGGCAUCACCUACCAUAGACCACACUAAAUCUCGAACACCAUCUGGAAUUCAGCUCUUUAAAGAAGAAACACCAUAUCUAUUGGGCAACAAUUCUACACCGUCCUCCAAGCUGAAAAGGGAUUCUGCUACCACUGGUUCGUGGAGUAUUCAGGAUGAAAUACGUAGAGUGAGAUUCAGGGCAACAGAGGAUUUGCUUAGGACACUUCCCUCCUCUAAAAUUGAUUGGUCUGCAUUUGGAAUGGAGAAUAAAAAUAAUGUAAACUCUUCAGCUAUUGAAAAUAUUGGAGCUAGUUUGGCAGAGGGAGUACAUAAUUCUACAAAUCUAGUGGAUGCACCUGCAAACUUGGCUGGAGGAUUUGGUUCUCAGGUCUCUCCAGAUUUGGAGAGUAAACUGGAUGGGUUCCAACCUGAAUCUGUGCUGUCUGUGCCAGUUAACAUUAAUUCUGAACAGGAUCAGGACUCUGUUGCUGUUCAGCAGACCAAAGGUACACAAGAUGACAGCAGAGAAAUAACUAUUUCAGGACUAGGCGAUGGGUUCUCAAAUGAUAUACACAGGGAUGACGGUCUGGUUAAAGUCAAUGGCAUCAAUGACACAAAUGGGCUAGGUCAUCAGCUAGACUCAGUCGAAGAAACUAGAGAGGCUAUAAAUUAUAGAUUACAAGAUAGUAAACACGUAGUAGCCCAAGAAAAGGUUAGAGCAGAAGAUGCAUUAGCAAAUGGGUUCCCCUCUUCAGAGCCGAGUUUCAAUGCAGCUCAGGUUAUUGAACCGAACACAAAGGCAUUGGAGGACAAAGAACCCAAUACAAAUGCUUCAAGUCAGGAAAGGACAGCUCAGGUUGUUCUUGAGCAAGAGGCUUGUAAGACACUGCGUGAAUCAAUGGACGUGCCUGAUGUGAUUGGGGACGAUGAUGGUGUUGCCUCUGGUUCUCAGAACAGUUCCAGUGUACAGUACGAGGUUCAACAAGCUACUUCCCAACUGGGUGUAGAAUCAGGUUUGCCAUCCACACCAACUAGCAUUGGUAAGCAAAGGGGAAGAAGAAUUACAACCAGAUAUAACAGAAGGGGCCGGGGUCGGGGUGUCAAAUGA